GCUACAUUACAUUACAGCUUUUGUCGCUAUUCGGGCAGCUGCACACUGGAAAGUCCCUGACAGCCAGGGAGGUUUCAGUCAGGAAAACCGCGGUUAGCUUUGUCAUUUUAAAUGAGGGAUAUUAUUAUUUUCUUCGCUCGACUGUGCCUGUGAAUAUAAGAUUCUGCGAGGCUGUUUCAUUCGUGAAUUUCCAGCCAACCGAGUAGAUGCUCCCCCUGCGAGUGCUAGCUGGUGUUAGCAGGCUCGCUCUUUGUGUGGCUAGCUGCUAGCUGAGAUGUUUUGUUGUUGUUGAGCUGAGCAGCCCUCCCGUCGUCUGGGAGAGGAGAUUCAUCAGCUGUGUAUGGAAAAACGCCCUCUCGACACCCUUCUCAUCCACUGACAUUUUUUGUGUGAAAGUCCCCCGUGAACUCCCACAGUUGAAAACGUUUGUAAAGCGACGCCAAGGCAGGGGAGAGUUUGACCGAAGAGGAAGGAGAUGGGAAACUGUUUGAAAUCUCCGACCUCGGAUGAUAUCUCACUGCUACAUGAGUCUCAGUCGGACCGGGCCAGCUACGGCGACGGCGCUGACCCCGACCAGGAGCCACCGCCCCCCUAUCAGGAGCAGAUCCAUGUGCCUGUCUAUCACCCGACACCCAGCCAAGCCCGACUGGCCACUCAGCUGACAGAGGAAGAGCAGGUCCGCAUUGCCCAGCGCAUCGGACUCAUCCAGCACCUCCCGAAGGGUGUGUACGACCCAGGACGGGACGGCUCUGAGAAGAAGAUCAGAGAGUGUGUCAUCUGUAUGAUGGACUUUGUGUAUGGGGACCCGAUCCGGUUCCUGCCUUGCAUGCACAUCUACCACAUGGACUGUAUAGACGACUGGCUGAUGAGAUCCUUCACCUGCCCCUCCUGCAUGGAGCCUGUGGACGCCGCACUGCUUUCCUCCUACGAGACCAACUGACACACAAACACACAUGCCCACAGACACCUGUGGACUAGACUGAACACACAUGUGCACACACACACACGCAAUAUGCACACAACUUCCAUCUUUUUAACCUGUAUCCUGGAGUAGUUAAAGGGUGAUAUAAAGCAAUGAAGAUGUAACUUUGUGUGUGUGCACGUGUGAAUGUGUGUGUGGGUGUGGGUGUAAGUGAGGGUGUGAGUGAGCGCACACGUGUGUAUGUGCGUGCGACACAAGUUCCUCAUUUGGCCUGCUGGACAGGAUUGGAGGAAUGAACUCAGUGUCGGUGUUAAGGACGAGCAGGAAGGAGCCGCAUUGAGGGAAGGAGGAUACAGAUGAGAGGAUUCAAGCGUAAGGGGAAGUCAAGGGGAAUGGGUGACGGUUAACUGGUAUGAUUAAGAAACCUUUCCAAGAUCCGCUUUUAUACACGCUUCUACACACACUUUGUUUAUUUAAUCACCGUCAUUGAAAAGAGCGUCGACAGAAUGCAGGAGGAACGGACGUUUGACCACCGUCAUUAGGCUGCAGACUGUGUUUGUUGGACUGCUGAAGCCUAAUUACUAUAAUGUCAUACUGCAGCACAAAGGGAAAGAAACGCCCUUCAGAUGGUCUGCCGGCUGCUUUGAUGCGUCUCCACACAGACAGUCACACAAGCUGCAAAUACUGCCACACGUGCAGAUGACGUGAUCUGAAGACAGCUUAAGAUGGACAUCGGACCCACGACUGCGAACAUCAGAUAUAUUCUGCAGACACACCACAGGCCUGCACUUGGCCUCCAGCCAUCUGUCUGUACAGAUCUUUUAGGAGGAAAAAAACAAGUUUGCUCAGUUGAUCGAUUGAUUGUCCAGUGGCUUCGUGAAAUCUGUUCUGUGUUUUAUUUUGUCCACCAGUUCAAGGGCUUGGUCGAAGCAGUGUUUACCAAUUACACAAAUGUGGCCAAUGGAUAUACAGUGAGUGCUUCAGUCACUAUUUUGAUGGAUUGCUGGUAUACCUUUUCUGUAAAGCCUCAUGACAGUUAGGAUUAUUGGAUCAAGCACAAGAUCAGUUGACAAACCAUUGAUACAAAUCAGAGACAUUUGCACUUAUUAAUCAGACUGGUGACAAGAGUUGAUCAUAUGCAUUCAGUAAUGGUAUGUGAUCUGCGUUAUCUACUUUCUUAUUACCAUUGCAGUGACUUGUAAUCAAAGCCGCUGUUUCUGUUUAACAGGAGUGGAAUAUAAUUUAUUACUGGUGACAUUAACCAAACUACUGAACUAAUCUCAAGUUUGGCGUCCCUGUUAUUGUCCAAGUCGAGGACAGAAACAAAAACAACAUGCACAAAGCUGGGCUCAUUGAUGUCUUUGCAUUAUAAAGAGAUACUUUACACAUUUAUGCACUUGCAGCAUUCAUUUCAUUCAGCAUCCUGUUUUAUGGCAAAACCGGAUCUUAAGCAAAUAUUGCAGCUAAAGCCGUUAACACAAGCAAGUGCCAGCAUCAAGAGGACACUGGAGGUGGAAAAUGAAUCUGUUUAUGAGUUUUCUGGAAUGUGUUUAUGACUGUGGACGCUUAUUUACCCGAUGUAGACAGAAUCAGCUGUUUCUGACUUGCAUCUCCAGAUUAGAAAGCCCAUCUUUCUAUCCAUUUUUAUUAGAGCCUGACAGAUACUGAAUUUGUGGUGCUGAUACCGAUAUUGGAGAGUUAAAACAUUCUGAUCUUGAUAUAUUGGCCAGAAUUCUUUUUUUUAACACCAAAUAUAAACAGGAACACAUGUUUUUUUAUGCUCACAUCAAGUUUAGGCCUCAGUCCAAACAGUCUCCUCACCACAUUUUAAAAUCACAAGAGUCACCCUGUUUACUAUUAAAGCACAAAGAAAUUCAGUUAUCUUUUCCGCCUCCCUGCAAAGUAACUUUGGCCUGUAGCUGAGCCUGUAACACUUUGAAUUAUGCAGGAAAUUGUAAAGCAUUUGAGCUCCCCCUGCAUAUAAAGCAGGCAUGAUCCGACAUAGUUGAAAACAUGCCUUUUAUUGAUCUGUGUAUAUACCUGUGUGUGCGUGUUUGUAUUAGGCUUUAUGGCCUUUUCUGUGUGUGUGAGAAAUAUUGGGGGGGUUUAAGCACCUUAGUCUUUGGACAGUGCUUUAAUCGCCGUAACUCUUUAUGUUGUACAUUGUCCACCAUCAGCAAGGUGGAGCCUCAUGGCCUUAGGUUACACAUGAGCAAAGGGUUGGCAUCAGCUGCUAAAAAUGUGAAGCACAGUCCAGUUGAUGACAAGUAACAAGAAGAUGGGUUGAUUAUACGCAGACAGCACUGCUGCUGAGCGGUCAUUGUACAUGUCCUGUCAUCAAGAAUACAAAAGGUUUGUCCAGAGCAUUAUCACAAAGCUAAUUAAUUAAUUAUCAGUGUAAUGUGGUGUUUGGGUUUCUCUCACAUCAACUGGCUGUCUUCCAAAGAAGUUCUAGAGGACUGCUCAGCCGGUCUUCCCUCAGCUAAAAUCAGCACUCUCCAACAGGGGGGCAGGUUUGGACACAAAGGACAUUUUUGCAGACUUUCGAUCUCAGUCUGGAGCCAGUUAAAGGCUGGGUGGGGACUGGUUGAAAAAAAAAAAAGUUAAACCAACCGCUGUGUAUGUGUGUUUGUAUCUGCCAAGAUUCCGCAGAAGAGUUUAGUUAUAAAGAAUGGAAUCCACAAAGCUAUGUAAACCUUGAUCAGUGGGGCACUUUGUGGGCGGCGAACAUUGUGCUGACACUUCUGGUUAUAAAAGUGCUCACAUCCCAGGAAAAUGACUCAUGGGUGUCACCGCUGAUGGUCUGACAUUCACCAACAAUGAAACAGCUGCACAAACCCUUACUUCAUCGCAGGCCAGAUAGACUUCUCUCUGGGUCUCUCUUUGAAUCCUGGCAGAGACUUAUUUAUUGAAAAUGUUCAGACUCACAUGAGUGAGGAAGUGAAUGCUGCUUUGGGGUGGACUUUCUGCUUUCGGUUCAGGAUUGAACAUCAAGGUUUGCUCAUACGUGAAUGGGGUAUGUAUGUUGUAUGUAUGUGUCUGGAUGCUUGUUAGACCUUUUCUUGUUUGUAAGUAUAAAUAUGCAUAUGCUAUGUACUAUGGGCAAAUAAUAAAUAGACAUUGCAACAGAA
Acanthopagrus latus (yellowfin seabream) is the source of this 4053-nucleotide messenger RNA. It is a transcript of the gene rnf11b, whose product is annotated as ring finger protein 11b. The transcript is spliced from 3 exons. NCBI's taxonomy places the organism in Eukaryota, Metazoa, Chordata, Actinopteri, Spariformes, Sparidae. The coding region runs from base 476 to 940 and encodes 154 amino acids. The record is from RefSeq and is a predicted model, not a curated record.